CGCCAGCUACCCCAUUACACUCCCAGCUUUAUUUGAGAGAGGCAGCCAAGCAAAACUAACAAUCCGCCAUAUAUAGCUCUAGCUUCACUGUCUCCGAGCUAGCUUGGACGAGCUAGCUAAGCUAAGUGAGCUGUUGGAUAUGAUGCCGGCGCCGGAGAAGGAGAUGCUGCAGCGGCGGGAGAGGGAGCUGCUGGCGCAGCUGCACGAGCUGCUCUACUCCCCGUCGUCCUCCUCAUCUCCGGCUCCCAGCGCAGGAGAACCGUCCUGGACGUCGUCCUCGUCGGGCAUAUUCAACAACAUGGCGGCUGACCUGCAGCUCACUGACGAGUGCUCGCCGGUGAAGAAGCCGGCAGCGCCAUGUGUUGCCGGGAGGCGGCGGGGCAGCAAGAGGAGAGACCUUGAGGUUGAGGAGCAGGUACUGCAAGAAGAACAUGGCGGCUGCGGCGGCGGCGCGAGAGCCAAGAGGAGGAAGAAGAAGAAGGAAGCCGGGGGAGCGACGAGGACGCUGGUGACGACGGUGCCGGAUUUCGACGGCUACCAGUGGCGGAAGUACGGCCAGAAGCACAUCGAAGCCGCCAGAUACCCAAGGAGCUACUACCGGUGCACCAACAGCACGGACCAGGGCUGCCCGGCCAAACGCACGGUGCAACGCAACGAAGACGGCGCCGACGGCAGCGAUGGCGGGACGAAGGCGGCGCCCAAGUACACGGUGGUGUACAUCUCGGCGCACACCUGCAAGACGACCGAUUCCGCGCUUGUGCCGCCGGUGAUCCUCGAGACCACUGUCCCGGACGUCGUUCCUGCUUCCAGCAGCAGUUGCUCCGGUAGUACUUCUUGCAUCACCGGGACGACAACGACAAACUCUCCCGUGAGCUCCUCCGACGCCACUACUUGGAGCGAACGCCGCGGUUGCUCGUCCAAGUUCGCCGUCGACGAUGACAAUCUUGAUUAUUCUUGCUGGGAUGCAAGUACAGUGGCGGUGCGGCCGUCUGCCGCUGCGUUGCUAGCCCAGGAGAUGGUGGACGACUUUGCCGGGCCGAUCAGGUCGCCGGUGCAUGCCGUGGCGGGGGGAGACUGGACCAACGACUUCUUCGUCGGCGAGCCUCCGUGUGUUCUCAACAGCUGCCAACUAUUUGGUUUCUAGACCUUUCUAGAUGUUGCUCAAUGCAAGCGUUAGUUCAGACUGCUUCAGUAUGCAUUAAUUUCUUCUUUUCGAUCUUCGAUCAAGUUGAAAAUCAAUUUCCCCAAUUCUAGUUUUUGAUGCCCAUGAGGAGUGGGCAUGGUUCGAUCCAUUAGGGCUCGGCACUCCUAACCGGCGAUCCAAAAUGCCAUAUAGGUACAAAUGGAUAAUCCAUUUACUGAUCUCCAGUGAACCGUAUGCUUUAUGGAACCAAAGGCCCGGACCAUGUAUUUUAGCAUCAUAGUGCCAAACAACUUCCAACUAGCAUCGUUAACUUCCUCUCGCUGGGGAAUUCCAAGGAAAACGGAUUUCAACUGCUGCAUCAAAAACUGCUUUCAACGCCACGUCAUCUUCCCCGACCCGUUUUCGAUGCCAAAUCUGCUGCCAUUGCUCUAGUGACAGCUGGUGAUGUGUCUUGGGUCAGGAAGAAACUGAGAAACUGAUGUGGCAUCAAAAUCAGGUCGGGGAAGAUGAUGUGGCAUCUGACUGGUGGCUUCGGGUUGUCGAAAACGCCAUCAACCAGCUUUAUUAUCGAGAUUAGGGUUUUUUGAGACCAGCUGCCCCAGAAGUUGUGAUUUUGUGAGACUGUUACAAACUAACGUGGUUUUGU
Molecule: messenger RNA, 1790 nt
Organism: Brachypodium distachyon (stiff brome)
Lineage: Eukaryota; Viridiplantae; Streptophyta; Magnoliopsida; Poales; Poaceae
Product: probable WRKY transcription factor 29
Exons: 2
Coding region: 140-1144 (334 amino acids)
Biological process (GO): regulation of DNA-templated transcription
Molecular function (GO): DNA-binding transcription factor activity; sequence-specific DNA binding
Source: RefSeq, a predicted model, not a curated record